UCCUGAUUGGCUGAACAGUUACAGCUUCGUGCAGUGAUUGGGGGAUGAGCGUAAGAGGGCGGGGCUAUGCAGGUAAUGUGUCUGUCCUGAUCAGAGAAGUGCGUGAGAUCUGCGGGGGCCGAGAGGAGAAAGGAGGUGUAACACUAAGGACACAACAUGGCUCCAGACACAGGAUCCCCUCAUCCCUACUGGCCCCGGGACCUUCAGAUCGAUGGUUACCUUCCUAAUGACCGGCCGAUGUCAGAGAUCUUGACCUUCCUGUUCUCGGUGUCGGGGCUUCUGCUGGUGGGGACGUGGUUCCUGACCGGCCGGGUGACCAGCAUGAGCGCCCCACGCCGCCUGGCUGUCUGCUGGUUCAUGGUCUGCGGCUUCAUCCAUGGUGUCAUUGAAGGCUGGUUCUCCUUCUUCUACCCGGUGAUCCCCAAGGACCAGGCGUUCCUGUCACAGCUCUGGAAAGAAUAUGGGAAAGGAGACAGCCGAUACAUAAUGGCUGAUAACUUCACCGUCUGCAUGGAGACCAUCACAGCUGUGGCAUGGGGGCCCAUGAGCGUCUGGACGGUGAUCUCCUUCCUGCGGAACAAGCCCUACCGCUUUGUGCUGCAGCUGAUUGUGUCUCUUGGGCAGCUGUACGGUGAUGUCCUCUACUUCUACACUGAGUACCGGGAAGGAUUCAUUCACAGCGAGAUGUGGCACCCCCUUUACUUCUGGUUCUACUUUGUCUUCAUGAACGCGCUGUGGAUAGUCAUUCCCUCCGCGCUCAUCGUGGACGCUUGGAUCAACCUGAGCAAAUCGCAGUCCGCGGCCGACAGGAUUCGACCGGCGAGCAAGUCAAAAAGGAACUGAUUGUGGGUGAUAGGGGGUAGAAUGGAGCGUUGCUGUGAGCGGCCAGCGGGGGGCGAUGUUUAUACAGUCUCUCACAAAAGUGAGUCCGUCCCUCACAUAUUUGUAAACAUUUUAUCUUUUGCUGGGACAACGCUGAAGAUCUGACACUGUGAUACAAUGUAAGGCCUCUUGCAC
This is a messenger RNA of Bufo bufo (common toad), 1017 nucleotides long. It is a transcript of the gene EBP, whose product is annotated as EBP cholestenol delta-isomerase. Gene Ontology annotation, molecular function: cholestenol delta-isomerase activity; C-8 sterol isomerase activity; steroid Delta-isomerase activity. Gene Ontology annotation, cellular component: endoplasmic reticulum; membrane. The coding region runs from base 157 to 843 and encodes 228 amino acids. The record is from RefSeq and is a predicted model, not a curated record. Lineage: Eukaryota; Metazoa; Chordata; Amphibia; Anura; Bufonidae. The transcript has 5 exons. Gene Ontology annotation, biological process: cholesterol biosynthetic process.